This is a messenger RNA of Dunckerocampus dactyliophorus (ringed pipefish), 731 nucleotides long. RefSeq names its product type-2 ice-structuring protein-like. The transcript has 7 exons. Gene Ontology annotation, cellular component: external side of plasma membrane. Bases 116 to 580 code for a protein of 154 amino acids. Gene Ontology annotation, molecular function: carbohydrate binding. The record is from RefSeq and is a predicted model, not a curated record. NCBI's taxonomy places the organism in Eukaryota, Metazoa, Chordata, Actinopteri, Syngnathiformes, Syngnathidae. Gene Ontology annotation, biological process: biological process involved in interspecies interaction between organisms.
GAAGGUUAAGUGACAGUAUAAAAGAGCAGCUCAGGUUCACAAGCUCAACCCAGGAGCAAGGAGAUCUUACCUGCAGGUUUCUCAGUCCAUCAUCUGCAACGUCUUCUUCACUAAGAUGCUGACUGUGUCUUUAGUUGUUUGUGCCAUAGUGGCACUGGCUACAGCUGAUGAUCCAGCUGCCAACCACACUGUUGCAACCAUGGCAACGUGUCCAGCCAACUGGAAAGAACACAACCAUCGCUGUUACUACUUUGAGGCCUCCACCAAGAAUUGGGCUGAUGCUGAGACACAAUGCCAGACCAUGGGUGGAAACCUUGUAUCAGUACAUAGUGGUGAUGAGCAUAAAUUCAUUCAGACCCUGACUCAGACAGACGCAUGGAUUGGAGGCUCAGGUUGCCAAGUGGCUGGAGCCUGGUUCUGGAUCGAUGGUACAGCCAUGUCUGAAACUUUCUGGUGUCCACAAAAACCAGACAACACGCUGCCAGAGUGCUGUCUCCAGACAAACAGUCAAGUUGGCAAAUGCUGGGAUGACAUCGCCUGUAAUACAUUGCUGCCAUUCGUGUGUGCAAAGUCUAUGUAGACUCCAGGCUGACCUGUACCCAUACAAGUAGAAGACUGUGGAUGUAUGGAUAGAGGGUUAUACCAAGCUGGAGCUGGGUUCCUGUGACUGACAUGUAACUGAGGCAUGCUGUCAUAUGAUAUGUAAAAAUAAACCUAUUGAGCAGACACAA